CUACCAGUUCUCUCUAUAACAGCGGCAGCACGGGUCGAAACUUUGCAGUCGACCGCGAGUACGCGACGCGCUAGUAGUGUUUUGAUCGACACGCGUGUGUGAGGCGAGACGAGUCGAGUCGAACCGAACAUCACAAGAAUGAAGAAUUGGCUAUGGAUUAUGAUAACGGCUCUUGUACUACUGUCAUUGACAGCAGUAAGCGAAGGUGCCGACUACUCGGACCUUCGUGGUCCAUAUUGUGCAUCAAUAAGGAAUAGCUGCUGUCGUGGACGAAUUGAUGAAUGUUCAGUGCCCAUCCUGGGCACACGCUGUUACUGUGAUGAUUUCUGUAACCGGACACGCUCCGAAGAUUGUUGCCCAGACUUUUGGAGCUUCUGCUUGGGAAUAGAUCCUCCUUUAGAAAUAGGAAGUUGCUACCACAAUGGCCAUUACUACCAGUUUGGUGAAACUGUGAAGAUUAACUGCAACUUGUGCAAAUGCCAACAAGCAGGCAACAAGGUGGAGCUACUGUGUGAACGGAAUGAAUGCCUGGUAGAGCCAGAAGUCUUAUCGAAGGUCAACUCAGGUGGAUACCAUCUCAACUGGCGAGCAAGUAAUUACUCAACAUUCUGGGGACGACGACUAAAUGAGGGCAUCUCACUCAGGCUGGGAACAUUGCAGCCUCAGAAAACGGUCAUGAGGAUGCGUCCAGUGACUCCAGUAUAUGACCCCCGACGUUUACCACGCAGUUUUGAUGCUCGAAAAAUAUGGCCUGGGUUUGUGGAAGCAGUGCGGGAUCAGGGGUGGUGUGGAUCAUCAUGGGCUUUGUCUACAGUGUCUGUAGCAUCAGAUCGCUUUGCUAUCAUGUCUCGAGGUCUGGAGAAAGUGCAACUCUCAGCACAGCAUCUGUUGGCAUGCAAUAAUCGUGGACAGAGGGCAUGUCAGGGCGGACACUUGGAUCGUGCAUGGCUCUUCCUCCGCAAGUUUGGUGUGGUGGAUGAACCUUGCUAUCCAUACACAGCAGGAUCAGGGUUCUUGGAAAGGUGUCGCCUACCUAAGCGGUCAAACUUGCUUACAGCUCGCUGCAAUCCACCAGCCCAUCCCCAGACAGUUCUACGUACUGAUAUCUACCGCAUGGGACCAGCAUAUCGUCUUGGCUCUGAACAGGAUGUUAUGUAUGAGAUUAUGGAGUCCGGACCAGUUCAAGCUACCAUGAAGGUGUAUCAGGAUUUUUUCCUGUAUCGGGGUGGAGUGUAUCAUCGCUCUGGCUAUGGAGAUCAGACCUCCAAUGGCUACCAUUCAGUGCGAGUGGUUGGUUGGGGUGAGGAUGUGACACAUGGAGAGCCCAUCAAAUAUUGGUUGGUAGCAAAUUCUUGGGGAAACCACUGGGGAGAGAAUGGCUACUUCCGAAUUCGAAGAGGUGUCAACGAAUGUGAAAUUGAAGACUUUGUGUUGGCUGCAUGGGCUGACACCCUUGUACAGACUGUUCCAGUCAACCCACUCACUCCGAACAAUCAACUCAGUAACAAUAUCUAGAUAAUAAACAUAACAGCAUAUGCUGUGCAAUGCCAUGAACACUGCCAUAAACAAUGAGUGUAUGAGUAGAAUAAGUACUGUGUUUAUGAUGUUGACAGCAGUACCAGUAGGGCUUCAGUUCAGAGCAAUCCAGACUACACAAUUGUUGCUGAAGUGAUAACAGCCCCCAAGAGCAAUCAGUUUUUAAAAUGGUGAGACAGAAGCAUAGGCAUGCUUGAGUCUUUGGUCAUCUAGAUUCAAAAUGCAUUUACAUAGCUGGAUAGAUAACAUAGCUGUUCAUAUAAUUUGUGCACUUAUCAUUGUUAAGUCACGUAUUGUUUAUUAACCAUCAAAGUGCCACUAGAGGUCUAAUGGUCUAUAGGUUACUCUGCUGAUCAAUUGCUAAAAUAUUUAGAUAGAUGAAGUCUAGUUGCUUAUUCACUUCAGCUGUGUGCAUGUUCUGCAUAAAUUGUGUUUUGUGUGUUGAUCACAAAUUAUUGUCUUGACUUUUCAUACAAUGAUUCUUUAAGUGGAACACUUGCGAACUCAUCAGUAUUAUGCUUUUGAUGCUGUUUUAGGAAAGGCUAAUAUUCUGCUACUGUUUUAAAACUACUGCACAAAAAUAUUGAGAGGAGUGCUUGAACAAAACUUUUAAAUUGUGGAAGUGGUUCAAGGAAGAACAGAAUUUGCACUUUGGAUUAUGUUAAGUUGGGGCUUUCAUAUUUAACAACUGAAAGCAAAAUUUGAAGAAAUGUGUACACAUCUCUGGAGAGUGCUUUGAGAAAUGCAAAGUGGAACUUGACAGCAGUAUAGUGAUGGCAGGUGCAGUUCACAGAUUAUAUGAACAGCUUGUGUUCCAGUGACUAUUUAUGUAAUUAACCCCGUGUCAGUUAUACUUUAUUCCCAUUGCCUGUAGAGUCGACAUUAUACGAGGCGUAUUCGGAAAGUAAGUACCGUUUGGGAAUUAACAAAAAACAAAACAUAUUUUUUAAAAAAAAUGUAUUUUCAUCAGAUUCUACGUUUCUUGGGCUACCUUUCGACAUAGGUACCGCCAUUAUUGAGGCACUUAUCAUAGCGGAACACAGGUUUUUGUAUACCACCCUCGUAGAACGCGGCCGCCUGCGAUGUCAGCCACUGCUGCACUGCCUCUUUCACUUCAUCGUCGUCAACAAAAUGUUGACCAACCAGGAAUUUCAAGUGUGGGAAGAGGUGAAAGCCGCUUGGCGCCAAGUCGGGGUUGUACGGGGGGGUGAUUCAUUUGUUCCCAUCAAAUAACGUGAUAAGGUUUUGAGUCUGAGCAGCAGCGUAUGGUCGAGUGUUGUCGUGAUGGUCGCCCAAUUCGCGCCUCAUCAUUAACGUUUUCACGCCCUUCAUUGAACUUGUGAACCCAUUUCCUAACCAUACCAUCACUCAUUGCAUUUUCACCAUAAACAAAUCUGGCGAUGAAUAUCAACCGGCCGCACAUUCCCAGCGUUAAGAAAACGAAUAACAGACCUUAUUUCACAGUCGGCGGGCCGUUCAAUUUUCUUAAACAUUAUUAACGCCCACGGAAUAAUGUUAACUGACACUACUUUCACGAAAUGGCGUCUGUGAUGAAUCAAUGGAUAGAGGAAGGCACCGCGCAUGCGCAAACGGAUUGUUUCGAUGAUGCGCGGGAGGUAUGCCCAAACGGUACUUACUUUCCGAAUACAUACCAGGAAAGGUAUAUGGUGCAAUAGAUUAAAAAUCUUGUUUAAAAUAUGCUGACAGUUGCAGUGAAGGAGCUGCUCAAAAUUAUGAAUGGUAGUUAUUACAGCCAACCACAAGUCACUGUUCCAAGCACAGCACAAAAAUUAUUGUCAUCUGGUCACUAGAGCCAACAAGAAACUUUCAGCUACUGGCUAAUUUUCUACUGAGGUCUUUGGAGUUGGCUUUUCAAGAUGCAGUUGUAGUCCCAUUAAAUGAUAUUUACCCAUUACCAUGUACUGCUGCCCAGAAUAUCAGUAUCUGACUUAUUUUAUUUUGGCUUUCCAGACUAGCCUAAUGUCCCAAAUGUUUUGAGUGCCCCCUUUGCCUUAUUAGUUUUAUGUUUUAUCUGGUGACCAAAAUAUGUCUGGCUUCCAAAUUUUCAAAGAUUACUAUCAGUCUGUCUUUCUGCUGUGAUGACAUCACAUGACCUGUGAAUUUUGUAACUUCCCAAUCUGAGGAUCAACAGGUCAGAAUGUCACUACUUGCUCUAUGUGUGUGUGUGUAUAUGUACACUCUGUAGUUAUAAUGUAUGAAGUACAAUGAGGUGCCCCAAGUUUUUCAGGCAAACUUUCAUUUUGGCUACAUAUUACCCUUUGAAGGCCAGGUAUUUUACUUUCUAAAGAGGAGCACAAGGGUUUAAUUAUACCACAACUGCUGUGUUAUAAUUUUCCAGCAGAUAUAUUGUACAUACAACUCCUACACUGCCACCUGUUCUUAUCACUGCCAAACAUAUAAUUACCCCCCCCCCCCCCCAGAAAACAUAACCUUUAACUGUAACAAAAGAAUAUUAAAGUAACAUCAGAGGAUAUUUCUAUGAAUGUGUAAGUAUGGUAGACCUGAUGACCAAAUCCUCCAGUUGAAGAGAAUUAUGAGAAGUUAUUCAUUUAUCAUUUCUAGUCUACUAUGAAUAAUAUGCAUGUGAUCAAGAAGAGGUGAUUUGAUUACUCCCUCAGAAGAAUCACAGUUAUACAACAUUCAUUUCUAGUACUUUAUUAUAAAUGUUGGACAGAAGAUUUGUGUGAACAGCAAGGGAAAUUAUAGGUUUAUUAGUAUUGUAAUUGAAUGUGGUAUAUUAGUUUUACAGAAUAGUAUGUCUUUCAAAAUAAAUUUUAAAGCAAUAAAAUUACUCUGAGUAGGAUUUGAAGUUCUAAUGGCAUCAAACAUGAAGACUGCUUUCUUCUGGGUUGUGAACUGUGCAGUCCAGUUGAAGUUUACAUUGUUUUAGAGGUGUUUGAUUCCUCUAUCAUCGGGGAACUUCUGCCAGACAUGUCUCAACCCAGAAGACAGCCGUCUUCAAAUUGCUCUCAAAUUACACUGCUUGAAGCACUUGCUACAUGUGUACAGACUUUACCAAUUUUUAUUGAUAUACUGUCAAUGUAAGUUGGUUGGUGUUUUUCCUAUGAUGCCACUAUUAUGUUGCACUGCCCUUGAUAUUCUACAGAAUUUUGUCAUCAGGAUCUUGAACUUAUUCAGUUUAUUUUCAAUGAUUAUACAGUUCAUUUUAUGUGUGGUUAGCGAUGGUCACUUUAAGACCUUGGUAUUGAAGAACCGUCUUUAUUUUGGCAGCACAAAGUGUCAGGAGUAAUCACGACUUAUGAUUAGUAUAUAAACUACAAAGAUCUUUACUACAAUGGGAUGUCUGGUUAAUGUUUAUAAUGUAUGCCAUUACUCUGAAAGUCAUGAGUUUGGCAGUUAGAUUGGAUCAACUUGAUAUAUACUUGAGAUAUAUCUCCAGCUGUGAAUUGAUUAGAUAAAAUUGAUUUUUGGUAGCUUAUGAGUUUCAGCUUGAUGCAUCUUAAAAUCAGUAGUUGAUGUGUAGUGCCAUGGCAAAACAUUCACAUAAUAUUGGAGCAAAUAAGAUUGGCUAGUUGGUUUUUGAUUCUGAUUCUGAAGAGCAAAUUGCUCAAAACGACUCUGAUCUUGAAUCCACAUAUAUAUAUAUAUAUAUUUGAUGAUACAGUUCCAGUAACUUGGGCAUGGCUCAUCAGAAGGAGUGAAGGCAGGGCUUGAGUAUAUUAGUAUAUUAAUUCUGAUACUGGUUUGAAUCGCAUUACUGAACCUGUAUUAUUACAUAUGUUUAUAAUUUGACCUUUUUUAUUGAUAUUUGUAUAUGAACUGUUUAUAAUAUUUUGGUACAGUCAAACUGCUACUUCAAAAUGAAUGAAAAUCUACCAGACAAAAUGAGUUCUGA
This is a messenger RNA of Zootermopsis nevadensis, 5413 nucleotides long. Its product is annotated as tubulointerstitial nephritis antigen-like. Gene Ontology annotation, molecular function: cysteine-type peptidase activity. Gene Ontology annotation, biological process: proteolysis. The record is from RefSeq and is a predicted model, not a curated record. NCBI's taxonomy places the organism in Eukaryota, Metazoa, Arthropoda, Insecta, Blattodea, Termopsidae.